UUUUUCCCCCCCGGUGACAUAACCCAUCCACCAUGGAUCUGCUGGAGUGUCCGCUCUGUCUCUUCCUAAUGGUCGAGCCGGUGAGCAUGUCGUGCGGCCACACGUUCUGCCGGAGAUGCGUGGGGGGCUACCUCCCGUCCAAAUGCCCGUCGUGCAAAGAGAAGUUAAGACAAAGAGAGGUGAAGAGCAUGAAGAACAACGUCCUGCUCAUCAGCGUCGUGGAGAAGUGCUGCCCCGACGCCGCAAAGACGAAGUGCCAUCUGCAGGAGAAGCUCAAAGCCAACGAGUUCACGGAAGCUUUACGCAUCGCGAACGAGGGGCUACACUUAGCCCCAGAUGAUCAGAGUUUGAAGCUGUACAGAGCCGAAGCUAACUGGGGCCUGACGCGUUUCUCUGACACUCUGACAGACAUCGACUACCUCUGCUGCCUUCGUCCUAACUGGACUGAGGGCUUCUUUCGUAAAGGGAGUGUACUGCUGGAAAUGGGUCAGCAGACUGACGCCCUCAUCCAGUUCCACCAUUGCCUAAAACUUCAAGCUGACUUUGUCCCUGCAAAGAGCCAGAUCAAGAAGAUUCUGGAGGCGGAGGGCAUGGCAGUGCCGGACGAGGUGCCCUGCAUCCUGCAAGUGGUGUCAGAGUAUUUGAAAGGGCCCUGCCCCAUUACCAGCCUCAGUGGCUCUCAGGGGCCAACUCACGCCGAGGGCCUCAAACAUCCACGUGGGGAUGACGGAGAGGGCAAAGGGAGGAGAGAGGGACACCAGGUAAAGCACGACACUGGUACUGAGUGCUGCCUCAGCCUCUGCCAAGCUGUUUCCUUCCUCCCUGCUGCUGAAGAGGACGAGGAGAUGAUGAUGAGGAGGGACGAUAGGCAUGGCAGGGGUGAAAGCGCUCACAGCAGAGAGAAAACUCUGGGAGUUCUCACCGUGUCAGACUUUGAGUGCCCUCUCUGCAUUAGGUUGUUUUUCGAGCCAGUCACUACUCCCUGUGGUCACACCUUCUGUAAAAACUGCAUAGAGAGAAGUCUGGACCACAACCUACGCUGUCCACUGUGCAAACAGCCACUACAAGAGUACUUUAAAAACAGGAAGUACAACCCCACAGUUCUGCUUCAGGACAUCAUGACCCACCUUUUCCCCUCCCCCCUGGCUGAGAGGAAACAGGUCCACGAUGCUGAGAUGGCUGAACUGUCCAAUCUAACUAAGGACAUCCCUAUAUUUGUUUGCACGGUGGCCUACCCUGGAGUACCGUGCCCCCUGCACAUCUUUGAGCCUCGAUAUCGGCUGAUGAUGCGCCGCUGCAUGGAGACUGGCACCAAAAAGUUUGGCAUGUGCUGCUAUGAGCAUGGCAAGGGGUUUGCAGACUAUGGGUGCAUGUUGGAAAUCCACAGUCUGGAGCUGCUGCCUGAUGGCCGGUCCUUUGUGGACGCAGUGGGUGGCAACAGAUUUAAAGUGCUCAAGAGAGGUCAGCGAGAUGGCUACCACACCGCUGAUAUAGAGUACCUGGAGGACCUCAAGGUUGAUGGUGGUGAGUUGGAGCUUUUGGAGCAUCUCCAUGACAGCGUGUACCAGCAGGCUCAGGACUGGUACCAGCGCCUAGGCAGCCGCAUUCGGGAGCAGAUCAACAGACAGUAUGGCACCAUGCCAGAGAAGGAGGAAAAUAUUCAGGCCUCGUCCAACGGUCCAGCCUGGUGCUGGUGGCUGCUGUCUGUCCUACAGCUGGACCCUGCCUAUCAAACCACUGUCCUGUCCCUGACCUUGCUCAAAGACCGCUUGGGACACCUCCGCCUCGUCCUGGAGUACUUCUCCCAGAGCUAGACCCAACAGCUCAGUGGUAUUGUGAUAACAUCUAGCUGAGAGUCAAUGGAAACCAAUGACUGCAUCCACACCACAGAGUUUGGGGUUGGGUCUACUCUGCAUCUUAAAGUCACAGCCCAAGGCCAAAUCCUCUGGUCAAUACACCCUUUUACAGUUUGUACACAAUGAUGACGUAUGUAAGCGUGCACACUCAGUUUGGCAACGAAGGUGCGGCGGGGUGCAAUAGCUUGUCAAGCAAUUCAAGGGCAUUAACCACCAAAGAUUGUGGAUGAAACCUAAACCUAAACAUGGUCAUUUUUUGAUCAGUCCAGUGGUAGACAACCUGUUAAAUAGCUUGCGGCCAUAGACGUGUUACGGUUUAACAAGUGACCGUGUUAUCUGGUGACUCUCGAAUGCGUCUGUGGUUCCUCGUAGUGACAUCAGCUGUUGAAAACACAAACGGAACAUGAUGGUGUCCUAGUACAAGCCUUCAAUAACAUUUUAUAAAUGUUAAAUAUCUAUGCCAACCAUUAAUUAAAGUUACUUUGAGCAACUACAGACGCAAUUGGCUGAAAGUCACCAGUGAACAUGGUCACUUGUUAAACUGAAACACCUGAGUCUGCAGUUGGAUUAUCGAUUCUGUACCCCCAAACAUGCAACAACCGGACGUUUGGAUGCUGGUAACAGUGUUAAGUCAAUGUUUAAAGCUUACCAACUCAUCUCAAUGGCUAGGCAAAAUGCCAUUUCUGUUCUGCCAAAAUUGACACGCAUACUUUUGAUGACGUCUGCUGUAAAAGGGUCUAUAGCGGAAAGACAGUGAUUUCAUUACAACACACGGUGCAGCUGUACAGAGUUGGGUUUUUGCCGAUUGCAUGUGUUAUCUUUCUUACAAAGUUUUAUCUCAAGAAAUUCAAGGGUGAGAGGUCGUUCUUAAUAGGUGUUGUGCUUGCUGCGACAGUAAGAACUACUGGGUUGACCAAAGAUGCUCAUUAUUUAGGUCACAAGUGGUAAAUUAUUGUUAUCAAUUAUUAUUAUCAACUAAGCUCAAAUAUUACUCCUGAAAAUAGGCACUAGGUGUCACUGUUGUUUCUCCAAUUAUUCUAAACAUGAAGAACAUGCAGCAUCAGCCAAGCUAGUAAAGUGUACAGCACUGUCAUGUGUUGCCUCGUAACGUCAGACUCCUUGCAUUAACACUUAGCUUAGUUUGGAGUGAGAAUAAACUAAAGCACACACAAUUUGUAGAGGUUUUUCAGGACUAUGCACAUCACACGAUUAAAGAUAUUUGGAGAUUGCUGAAGGGCACUACUUUUAAUAUAUUUGAUCCUCUAUCAUCUAUUGGCUUUGGCAGUCUUUCACUAUGGUGUAUUUUAUACUAUUGAAUAAACGUAAAUGAUCCUUAUUUAGUAUUAAUUUAUCACAUGGAAUGGCAGCAACUGGAGUGGACUUUUUUUUAACUUUUAUUUUAAUGAAUGCUGCUGCUGUGACUGCUAGAAGUCUCCCUGGAUGCCGUUUGUCAUAGUCUGGUGGGAAAAGUGUAAAUUAUGACAAUGAGGAGACGCAGUCAGCUUUGUUUAAUAAAUAUGAACCUUUGUGAUUACGUAUGGUGAUGGACACAGCACUGUAUGUAUGUGUGUCGGCUGUAAAUAAUGAGUAAUAUUUUCUCUGUUGCCAUCUACAUUGGCGUAUUAUUAUGUUUUUAAAUUUCACAUGGGGUGGUGUCAGCACUGAUAACGGCUACCGUCGUGACCGCUCCCUCAAGGGUCAGUGGUUGCAAAUGAAGCAUCAGUCCAAGACACAGUAUUUUUAACAUCUCUUGUGCAGAUACAGCUGCUUAAUAAUUUAGCUAGGGUCACACUGCGGUGCCUCUGUGUUGGCCCCUGCUGCGUCUCCCCGUCUGUCUGGCCCCUCUAACACCAGUCAUAAUGCCUUUGAGUGCCUGGGCCAGCUCACCAGGACACUUCCAAGUCUUAGAGUUUCUACACAACAAAUGUGAUGGAAUUCUUUUUUUGACAUUGAUUUUUUUGUUGACAUAGUGCUACAUUCCAUGGAAUGUUGAAGCUGCAAUGUUACGUGUAGUUAAUUAACUAACAAAGCUUAACUGGGUGAAGCGUAAAAGCUUUUUUUUUUUUUUACUUUAAUAAAUGUGCCAUAGAUAUUUCCAUGUUUUCAAGGAAUAGUAGGCUAAAUAGUCACUGUGUUUAUGUUUGUCUACAUCCUGGACUCUGACGUUGGUCUUCGAACCCUUAUGCCUUCUGUAUGGUGGACAUGGAACUACCAUCUUUUCACGGCCAACAUAUCACUUGAAACAGUCAGAAUUAGUCCAGCAAACACAUUCAUAGAUGCAGUUUGUGUGACGCAGAAUUGCAGCCCUGCUAGUGUGAUAUUGUAGAUAUUGUUUAGAAUAAAAGGGGUAGUCUUGAGACUUGAUAUGCACAAAAAUGUCCCACUAAAGGGCGAACCAAUGGAUGGACUGAUGGAUACUGGUGCAGCAUUGGUUGCGUAGUAGACGGCCAAACCACUUAACUCUGACCUGGGAACUUAUACUCUACUGGAGGGCAAAUAACCCAUCUUUUUACCAUCUUCAUAUGCCGAUGUUUUGGAAGCCAUCCGUAAUUAAAAUUGGCGUCAAAGACUUUAAUGUGCCAGUUGUCACAAGAUGUCUCCACAGCUAGUAUUUUUGAUUUUACUGACAAAAUAACUGCAACAAUAAAAAGGACAGUUUCUUGCUGCUACCAGAAAUGAUUAAAGCUCGCUCACAAAUAAAAAGGGAUUGAGAUUCUGACAGAGUUUUUCCUGAAUGACUAGCCUCAUGAAUGCAUGUGUACAAGCCCACAGCCAUUGGGGUGAAUACCACUCCCCUGUUGGACAUCUUAUCAGAAGAGACAAUAUUUUUGCACCGUGAAAUCAUGUUGUGUGUUUUUUGUUUUUCUCUCUUUAUCAAAUCACGCAUAUUUGUGUGCGUCUCUUUAAGUACUUGUAGAUGCUGCUUUCAUUGAAUAAAAUGGUACAGUAUGUGGGUC
This is a messenger RNA of Anoplopoma fimbria (sablefish), 4813 nucleotides long. RefSeq names its product LON peptidase N-terminal domain and ring finger 1 (gene lonrf4). The record is from RefSeq and is a predicted model, not a curated record. Lineage: Eukaryota; Metazoa; Chordata; Actinopteri; Perciformes; Anoplopomatidae. Bases 33 to 1814 code for a protein of 593 amino acids. The transcript has 12 exons. Gene Ontology annotation, molecular function: protein binding.